Messenger RNA from Megachile rotundata (alfalfa leafcutting bee), 1665 nucleotides. RefSeq lists its product as uncharacterized. NCBI's taxonomy places the organism in Eukaryota, Metazoa, Arthropoda, Insecta, Hymenoptera, Megachilidae. Gene Ontology annotation, molecular function: DNA helicase activity. Gene Ontology annotation, biological process: telomere maintenance; DNA repair. The record is from RefSeq and is a predicted model, not a curated record.
AUGUUUCAUCGCAUUGGACCGCUACAUCAAGAACACAUUCCACAUAACAGACCAACGAUGCCAUAUGCUUCGGCGUACUUCUGUGAUGUCCAAACCGCAACAACACUGCGUUACGAGGCCACGAAAUUGGACUCUCGCAUAUUACGAGAAAUUAAUACAAUCAUUCAAGAAAACUCCGCCCUUGCACAACAAUACUUACACGCCUACGAAAAAGAGCAGGAGAUGAUUCGUACCAAUCAUCCACGCCCCACAGUACAUAUUCAGCUGUUACCAGGACCUGCUGGCGCCGGGAUUCACGUCGGACGUACCAAUUUGCCCACUACGCGAUCUGAUAUUGCCGUUUUAUACGAUGAACACGAUGGUCUGCCACGACAGCAACACCAAAUGAUUAUUCAAAAUCGUGCACGUCCAAAUACCGAGUCCCUCCAAAUUAUUAAAAUAACAAAUCCAUUACUUGAUGCGAUGCUGUACCCUCUACUGGACCCAUAUUCCGUAAUUGGAUGGUAUCCAGGAAUUCGCCAUGCGAUUCAAACAGGCAGUAGAAAUUAUGUUAGUAUUCGUGAGCAUGCCGCUUACCAAAUGGCCGUUCGUGAUGACAACGAAUACUUGCAGGAUACUGGCAAGUUAUUCUUACAGUGGUUGGUCGACAAAGCCCUUAGAGUUCAAGAGGACAAGUUGCAAUGGCUACACGACAACCAGAACGUCCUUCGCCGCGACACACUACAAAACAUCGGCGACUUUAACACCAAUGCCAACAGGAAUGUUAGGCCAAACACAGACACAAUCAAUCCUCAAACAAGUGUCCAAAUAUUGUUGCCGUCCACCUUCAUCGGCAGUCCCCGACAUUCGAUUAACACACUGCAGGAUAUGUUGGCUCUCUCUAUGCAACUCGGUGCAGCAACAUUUUUCGUUACCGUCACAGCCAAUCCUGCUUGGCCCGAAAUCACUGAAAAUUUAAAUCCGGGAAAUAGACGCGACUUGCGACCCGACAUCGGCAACAGAGUGUUUCAUUCAAAACAAAAACGGUUUAAGGACUUGAUUACCAAAGAAAACUUCUUCGGAACCAUACGCUACUAUGGUUACACCGUCGAAAUGCAAAAACGCCAAAUACCGCAUUCCCAUUGGAUAAUAGCUGUUGAGCCACCAUACAAUUCGCGAGAUCCGGAAUACAUCGAUACUAUCAUCUCCGCCGAAAUACCGGACCCACAGGUAGAUCCUGAAUUAUACAACAUAAUAUGCACUAAUUAUCUGCAUCUCUGUACGGAAAUUUGCUUGCCUGAGGGCAGUUCAACCUGCAAAAAGAAGUUCCCCAAGGCCUUCCAAGAACAUACAGUGCUACAAGCAAACGGCUAUCCCCUUUACCGUCGCCGGGACAACGGACAAUACGUCACAAAAAGACGCGGGCACAUAGACGUUCGGUUGGACAACCGUUAUGUUGUACCAUAUAAUCCUUACCUGGCAAAGAUGUUUGGCUGCCAUAUUAAUGUGGAGCACCUUUCGGGCAUUCGCGGAAUAAAAUAUAUAUUUAACUACAUAAAUAAGGGACACGACGUGGCACACAUUGCCCAAAUCAUUCGAUCAGAGACCGGGGAUGAAAUCAAAAGGUACCGUACAGUACGAUACAUGGGUUCGUCGGAGGCUCAUUGGCAUCUCAUGACAUAUUAA